Dufourea novaeangliae is the source of this 680-nucleotide messenger RNA. RefSeq names its product NF-kappa-B inhibitor-interacting Ras-like protein (gene kappaB-Ras). The record is from RefSeq and is a predicted model, not a curated record. NCBI's taxonomy places the organism in Eukaryota, Metazoa, Arthropoda, Insecta, Hymenoptera, Halictidae. Gene Ontology annotation, molecular function: GTPase activity; GTP binding. The transcript has 2 exons. The coding region runs from base 58 to 663 and encodes 201 amino acids. Gene Ontology annotation, biological process: canonical NF-kappaB signal transduction.
UUUUGACGUUUGCGUUGAGGUAAACAAUACUUUGUCAUUCGGAUAAACAAAUUCAAUAUGGGAAAAACGACGAAGGUGGUCGUUUGUGGAAUGAAAGGUGUAGGAAAGACAGCUUUAUUGGAACAGCUUAUUUACGGGGAUGUUAAUACCAACAAAGAAAUUCAUCCCACGAUCGAGGACAUUUACGUCGCGAACAUAGAAACAGAUCGGGGCACUAAAGAGAAAGUACGAUUUUAUGAUACAGCAGGACUGGAAUCUCUACAAAACAAUGCUAAUAAUCAGCAACUUCCACGACAUUAUCUUGGUUUUGCGGAUGGCUACGUUUUGGUCUACGACACCGCGAAACCGGAAUCCCUGGAUGUACUCUUUCCAUUGAAGAAGGAUAUCGACAGGAAUAAAGAUAAAAAAGAAAUAACUGUGAUCGUUGUCGGUAAUCGGACAAAAGCGGAAGAGGUGUCCCACAGUUUAGAGAAUACGGCGAGUAAAGCGGCGAACUGGUGUACCAGAGAGAAGCUUAAACAUUACGAAGUAAAUGUCAUGGACAGGGUUAGCUUGUUCGAAGCGUUUGUUCAUCUGUCUUCUAGAUUGAAUCCUCCCGCGAAUAAGAGCUCUUUCCCACAGCUGAGUAUGGGGAGAAAGAAUGUGAAAGUUGAGGCACCAUAAUUGUGUUUAUUUACUAU